This is a messenger RNA of Ipomoea triloba (trilobed morning glory), 859 nucleotides long. Its product is annotated as probable glutathione S-transferase. NCBI's taxonomy places the organism in Eukaryota, Viridiplantae, Streptophyta, Magnoliopsida, Solanales, Convolvulaceae. Gene Ontology annotation, molecular function: glutathione transferase activity. The record is from RefSeq and is a predicted model, not a curated record. Gene Ontology annotation, cellular component: cytoplasm. Bases 12 to 683 code for a protein of 223 amino acids. The transcript is spliced from 2 exons. Gene Ontology annotation, biological process: glutathione metabolic process.
CUGAUUCAGAGAUGGCAGAGGUGAAGGUCCUAGGUAGUUGGCAAAGCCCUUUUACAGCAAGAGUUGAGGUUGCUCUCAAACUCAAGGGCGUUGAAUACGAAUUCAUACAAGAAGAUCUGUCCAACAAGAGCCCCUUGCUUCUCAAAUCCAACCCUGUCCACAAGCAAAUCCCUGUGCUCUUACACAACGGAAACCCAAUCGCUGAGUCUCUUGUCAUUCUCGAGUAUAUCGACGACACUUUUCCGGGGACUCCCAUUUUGCCCAAAGAUCCUUACGAGAGAGCCUUGGCUCGUUUCUGGGCUAAAUUCUUCGACGAAAAGUUCUCGCCUGCAGCGAGGAAAGUAAGAUAUACCAAAGGCGAGGAGCAAGAGAAGGCAAAAGAGGAAGUUGGUGAGCUUCUGAAAGUUCUGGAUAAUGAAUUGAAGAAGAAGAAGUUCUUGGGAGGGGAGACGAUCGGACUUGCAGAUAUAGCCGGGAAUUUCGUUGCUUUAUGGGUUGGAGUUUUGGAAGAAGUUUUGGAGGUGAAUCUGGGCGUGACGGAAGAAAAAUUCCCUCAUUUUUGUCGGUGGAAACAGGAUUUCCUAAACUGCAACGUAAUCAAGGAGACCUUUCCUCCUAGAGAUAAACUUGUUGCGCACUACAGUGAGAGAAUCAAGCCCGCAGCUGCAAGUGCUUCUGAGUAAAGCAUUUUUUUUUGAAUUGAAAAGUUUGUAAGAGGAGUAGUACUAUUCUAGUUUUACUUCUGCUGUAAUAAAGUUAUGUCUAUGUCUCAUUUCUGUUGUAACACUUGUUUGCUUAUUAUUAAUAAAAUAGUGAGGGAAGGUCAUGGACUUUGCUCUCUAUUUGUUAAAAUCUUAGG